Sphenostylis stenocarpa is the source of this 1257-nucleotide messenger RNA. The record is from the annotation of a GenBank genome assembly. NCBI's taxonomy places the organism in Eukaryota, Viridiplantae, Streptophyta, Magnoliopsida, Fabales, Fabaceae.
AUGCAACCAACAACCAACGGCUCUGAUUCGCAAGUCACCGAACAGAACCAGCAGACGCCGCCACCCCCGCAGCCUGUCCCCAUCCCGCAGCAGUGGGUGCCGAUGCAGUACCCCGCCGCCGCCAUGGUAAUGCAGCACCACAUGAUGCCGCCUCAACAUUAUGCCGCGCCAGCGCCGGCGCCGCAGACCUACGUCGCCUACCACCAGUACCAGCAGCAGCUCCCGCACGUGCCGCACGCACACCAUCAGGGAUCCAGCGCCGAGAACAAGACCGUAUGGGUCGGCGAUUUGCAUCACUGGAUGGACGAAAAUUAUCUCCACCGAUGUUUCGCUUCCACCGGCGAGAUUUCCUCCAUUAAGGUUAUUCGCAAUAAACAGACUGGUCUAUCAGAGGGUUACGGAUUUGUGGAAUUCUAUUCGCAUGGCACGGCUGAGAAAGUUUUGCAGAAUUAUGCUGGGAUAUUGAUGCCUAACACAGAGCAACCUUUCCGCCUGAACUGGGCAUCAUUUAGCACAGGAGACAAGCGUUCAGAUAAUGUUCCUGAUCUUUCUAUUUUCGUAGGAGAUUUAGCUGCGGAUGUUACAGAUAGCAUGUUGCAUGAAACUUUUUCUAAUAGAUACCCAUCUGUUAAAGCUGCAAAAGUUGUUUUUGAUGCCAAUACUGGCCGUUCAAAGGGUUAUGGUUUCGUCAGGUUUGGAGAUGAUAACGAGAGGUCUCAGGCCAUGACUGAAAUGAAUGGUGUUUACUGUUCUAGCAGGCCUAUGCGUAUUGGUGCUGCAACUCCUAGGAAAACGUCUGGCUAUCAACAAGGAAGUCAAUCAAAUGGCACAUCCAACCAAUCUGAAGCUGAUUCUACAAACACAACCAUAUUUGUUGGAGGUCUUGAUCCUAACGUUACUGCUGAAGAUCUUAGGCAGCCAUUCUCCCAGUAUGGGGAGAUAGUCUCUGUUAAGAUACCUGUUGGAAAAGGAUGCGGUUUUGUACAAUUUGCAAACAGAAAUAAUGCUGAAGAGGCGUUGCAGAAGCUAAAUGGAACAACUGUUGGCAAGCAGAUGGUUCGUCUUUCAUGGGGCCGCAAUCCAGCAAAUAAGCAGUUUAGAGUAGAUUUCGGCAGCCCUUGGAGUGGGGCGUAUUAUGGGGGGCCUGUCUAUGAUGGUUAUGGAUAUGCUUUACCACCUCCUCAUGACCCCAGCAUAUAUGCUGCUGCUUAUGGGGCAUACCCUAUUUAUGGAGGACACCAGCAGCAAGUAAGCUGA